AUGGCUUCUGAGUUCAUCGGCUAUUCGGUUAUCGUGAGCUUGAGAGCACCACCCGGCGGGAAGCUUCAGGGCCAGGUUGCUGAUGUCGUUGGGCAAACUUUGCUUCUCCAAAAUGUAACUCUUUUAUGGAAUGAUCAACGUCUCCCCAGCUAUUCUGUGGAUGCCUCUGGAAUUACCGACCUCUCUUUGCAAGAAACCAAAGCACCUCUUACACGCCCCCAAAAUGUGUCGCAAGAAAUUCCCAGGGCUCAAUCUGCUCGAUCUCAACCCCCCGCAGUUCAAUCUGAAACCCCUGCACAGCAAAACUUCGUCGACCCAGCUAUUUUAAGCUACUCCAAACCCCCUAACAAACCCGCCAACCCUCCUACCCAGUCUCACCUAGUCCGCCAUGGUACUAGCCAGGUACCUGCGCCAGUCGCGGCAUCUCUCUCUGAGCCAUUCAGUAACCUCGAGUUGAAUGUCAAGACUGGUACUGGGAAUGGCGCACUGCGAGGACCCUCUCAAGAGACGGAAUAUCAAGCUUCGCAGAACCUUACUCCUACCAAGCAAACCUCAAAGCGCAACAGACCUGGCAAUGAAGGCUUUAUGGGCAAGCGUGGUGGUGCCGCAAGCACCAAUCCAAAGAGCAAAGGCUGGCGUCAAACUGCGUUUGUGGAGCCUGCGGGUCCGGCUGCCCAAGCAUCACCCGAACAUAUCAUGCGGCAACCUGCGAAGCUUCGCAAGAAGAAGGCGCGCCGCCCGUACGCCGAGGAUAAUAGUGGCUGGGCUACUGAAGAUGCGACCGAUAUUCAGGAGCUGGGCGACUUUGAUUUUGAAAGCAACCUUUCAAAAUUCGAUAAAACGCGGGUGUUUGAGGAGAUUCGAAAUGAUGAUACUACUGCAGAUGAGGCCCGUCUAGUGAGCUUCAAUCGAUUGCCAAAGCCCGGCACCAACGACGGCAAGAAUCUUCACUGGUCAGAGAAUGUCCUUGAUAGCCCACCAAACAGUGAUACUGGCGAUGAUGCCGCGGGCAUUAGCGAUGCCAGACAUAGCAGCGAAAAUAUCUCCGGGCGUGACCGAUCCCGCGCAACUGGACGGAUCCAACCAACUCGCAAGAGUAGUGCUAUAAUGGGCCAGCCUUUGAUGCCGCAGAUCAACGUUUUGGCUCGCAGCCAGUUGAAUACUUCUCGCACCUCUAGCCCGCACCCGGGUCGGUCAUCUGUAUCCCCCUUAGUCAGCUCCAAUACAUCAGUACCAACCCUCAGAUUGACCACCACCAAUCGCAGCUGCCCAACUGUGAGCCCUCUCCAAACACUUGAAGUUGAGCAGAUUGCGGUAGCUGAGUUUGGACUGAGUGAGGAUAUUAUCACGGAGAAUGCCGGCCGCGGAAUCGCAGAAGCAGCGGUUGCUCUCUUAUCUAGCGAUGCUGCUGCGCCGACGAUACUGAUUGUCACCGGGAAUCAUCGCACUGGGGCCAGGGCUAUCUCUGCUGCACGUCACCUGCGCAACCGUGGUCAUCGUGUCACUGUUUGCCUUCUAGGCCUUGACUAUGAGAGUGAGUUGCUGGAAAAUUGCCGCAAGCAACUGGAUAUCUUCAGAAAGAUCGGAGGCCGUGUGUCAAAGUGGGAGGAUCUGUCAACUCGCCUCUCAACUUCUGAUCUGAGCCCCGACUUGGUUAUUGAUGCCUUGUUCGGCAUGCACCUUGCCUUUGAUGACCUCCGAACCGAUGAUCAGGGUGUCGCUUUUGAGAUAAUCUCCUGGGUCAACCGAAGCAACCUAGAGGUGCUUUCGGUGGACAUUCCGUCUGGCAUGUCGGCCUCAAAUGGUGAUAUUACUAUGGUUGAUGGUGGUCAGCUCUGUGUUAAUGGCUCGUCGGUUGUGUGUCUUGGAGCACCAAAGACCGGUGUUCUCAAUGCUCUACUUUCUGGCGAUGGACACUCGUGGAACCUCAGUGUUGCUGACAUCGGCAUUCCUCAGAUCGUCUGGCGAAAGUACGGCACCCGUCGUCGACAUGGUAUCGACUUUGGCAACCGCUGGGUUGUAACACUGCGAUAUCAGCCCGCCAUUGCCUAA
Molecule: messenger RNA, 2052 nt
Organism: Penicillium verhagenii
Lineage: Eukaryota; Fungi; Ascomycota; Eurotiomycetes; Eurotiales; Aspergillaceae
Product: mRNA decapping enhancer EDC3
Exons: 3
Coding region: 1-2052 (683 amino acids)
Biological process (GO): deadenylation-independent decapping of nuclear-transcribed mRNA; P-body assembly
Cellular component (GO): P-body
Molecular function (GO): mRNA binding
Source: RefSeq, a predicted model, not a curated record